AUGGCGUAUCUUAAUCAUUCAUAUACUGAUGGUCACACCAAUUUUCUUGAUGAUACUACUAAACCUCAUGACAUUACUUAUGCGUUGAAACCUGAAACUGGAAUGGUUUUAAUCUUUCAACAUGAUUUAUUUCAUGAAGGCGAAACAGUAUCAACUGGAAAAAAGUACAUAAUGCGCAGUGAUGUGAUGUACAAACGAAUAUUGAUUGAACCAAUGUCAACAAAGGAACAUGAAGCAAGAGAACUUCUUGCUCAAGCUGAACAAUUUGAAGAUCAAUCCAAUUAUGGCGAAGCAAGUAAAUGCUAUCGAAAAGCAUACAAAUUAUGGCCAGAGUUGGAAAAAGAAUUUGGAAAAUAG
This is a messenger RNA of Rotaria socialis, 357 nucleotides long. Lineage: Eukaryota; Metazoa; Rotifera; Eurotatoria; Philodinida; Philodinidae. The record is from the annotation of a GenBank genome assembly.